Molecule: messenger RNA, 1872 nt
Organism: Contarinia nasturtii (swede midge)
Lineage: Eukaryota; Metazoa; Arthropoda; Insecta; Diptera; Cecidomyiidae
Exons: 8
Coding region: 232-1743 (503 amino acids)
Source: RefSeq, a predicted model, not a curated record
CAACAACAUUUUGACUGUGAAUCUGUGCUACUGUUGUGUUCAGCUAGAGAGCAUUUGUCACACUUGAUGAAGCCAUGUGAUUAUAAACACUUUUGACAGCACAACACAGACGUUAGACGCUUCAUUUUAUUCGAGCAACGCAUUUUUGGUGCCUUUUUCUGCGUGUCAAGUAAAUUAUUUCAAUUUAAUUUUUCGGCCGAUUUCCGAAUUAAAUCCGAUCAAGAACAAACGAUGGAAAAUAACAAAGAAAUAGAAGAACUGAAGAAAGUUGUGCGCGCAAUAAUAUUAUCACUGAAACGAAAUGGCGUUCCAAUCCGUUUACUUGAGAAAAUUUACAAAGAGAGCGAAGGUAAAAAUAUUCCUUUAUUCAAUUAUCACGACACAAUUGAUGUGCUCAACUCAUUGGAUGACACGGUUUACACGGGAGUACGUCAUGGUCAGAUAUUGGUGUUUCCCGUUCAUACUGAUAAAUCACGACAUAUUCAAGAUUUGGUUGCCGGGCAGCAUUCGACUAAACGAUGUGCUCGUGGCAACAUCGGUCGUGCACCACUGAAAACUGAUUUUCGUCAUAAAGAUCCGGAUCGCUCGUCUUCACGCAAAGAAACGCCGAAAAUCAUGGUGAACACCAACUCAAUGCGAAUCAACAAUAACGUGCCGUAUAACAAUAAUUAUUACAAGUAUGCAAAUUCUAUUGAUACACCACAAACAAAUGGUGUUGAAAGCAAACGUCAUACAGACUCUGUCAAUGGCCGUGUACAAUCGAUAUCAAAAACAAAUCACAACGAACAGAUGAACAAUGGUUAUGAUAGAACCAGUGUGAACACGGUCGACACCCAACAAGUGAACGACGACAAUGAUCCGGACAAAGAUGAUAGCAGCUUUGAACUAAAAGUUGACUUUGAAAUGUUACAAUUCGAGGAGCAACACAUUGAAUUUGAUGGUUUGCCGACAAUUAAAUUCGAUAAAUGUUUUACAACUGGUACAUCAUUCCGAGUUUAUUUGACACAAAUUCACAGUCCAUAUCGAUUCUGGUUUCACCUAAAAGAAGACGUCGAACAGAUUGAUACGCUCAUGAGUGGCAUGGAUUAUUUCUAUAAUUCUGAUGAGAGUAUGAUUGCCAAGCGUCCAAUACCCGAACAACAGCUUAUGAUGGGCCGUGUGUGUGCUGCAUUGUUUGAUUCACAAUGGCAUCGUGCGGAAAUCGUUGAAGUUUUGGAUGAAUCACUGGUGGUAUUUUACGUUGAUUAUGGUACGAUUGACGAAGUAGAGAAAAAAAAUGUACGAUUUUUGAACAAACGAUUCUCAAAAAGUCCAAUUUAUGCGCAUCGCGGAUGUUUGGAUCGUUGUAAACCAAACGAUGGAAUUUGGACAUUUGAAGCAAUGAACGUAUUUGAACGACGAAUGAAUGAUUUUAAAGACACGGCAGUUUUGGUUAAAUUGACCAAUGUCAACGUCCCGGAAAAGACCCUCUACUUCGAUAUGUUUGACACCAGAGGAAAAAUUGAUGUAAGCAUCAGCGAAUUCAUGAUUGAUAAUAAUUUGGCAUAUCCGACCAACAAAUUGUUAUUCGAUUUUCAAAAGCGUCAUUAUAACGAAGUGUACCCAUCAUUCGAUAAGUUGGAAAGUGGUAAAUAUCCAUCGAGGGAGCGAAUGAAACAGAUGCUGGACAAUGGUUUUGAUUAUUUGGAAUAUGAAGAUUCGAUACUCAUUCCAGAAAUGUAUGGCUACGAGACAAUUGAGUAGCUAGCUCAGUGGAGAACUUUGACAACGACAUUUUGAUAAUGACUUUUUUCUCUCCUAUCUAUUUACAAUAUUAACUGAUCAAUCGAUUUGAAUUAAAAAUAGAAAUUUAAGUAUUACAGACAAGUUAAA